This is a messenger RNA of Hypomesus transpacificus, 1362 nucleotides long. RefSeq names its product carbonyl reductase 1-like (gene cbr1l). Bases 112 to 942 code for a protein of 276 amino acids. Gene Ontology annotation, molecular function: carbonyl reductase (NADPH) activity. The transcript is spliced from 4 exons. NCBI's taxonomy places the organism in Eukaryota, Metazoa, Chordata, Actinopteri, Osmeriformes, Osmeridae. The record is from RefSeq and is a predicted model, not a curated record.
AUCUAUAGCAAGAUCAUUGGGUGAGAUUGGAGUAGUCGUUGGGUUGGACUAUAAUCCGAAGUGCUAUAAAUAAUACCAAGCCACUCAUAACUGUAAACACGCAGAGAGAAAAUGUUGAAAAAAGUUGCAGUCGUGACCGGUGGUAAUAAAGGCAUUGGAUUUGCAAUUGUGAAAGAGCUCUGCAAAGCGAAGUUUCCCGGGGACGUGAUCCUUACUGCCCGAAAUGAGAAACUUGGGAAAGAGGCCGUGGAAUUGCUGAAGUCCGAGGGAUUUCAGGCAACUUUCCAACAUCUGGACAUCUGUGAUCAAGGAAGUGCUGUGAAACUUCGUGACUUUCUGCAGACCACUUACGGAGGAUUGGAUGUGCUCGUCAACAACGCGGGGAUUGCUUUUAAAAAUGACGCAACGGAACCGUUUGGGGAGCAGGCUGAAGUUACCAUGCGGACUAACUUUUGGGGAACGUUGUGGGUGUCCCACGCCCUUCUUCCUAUCCUCAGACCCAACGCUAGGGUGAUCAACAUAUCCAGCUUCGUCAGCAAGCGGGCCCUUGAUCAAUGUAGCCCUCAACUUCAAGCCAAGUUUAGAGACCCGAAGUUGUCUGAGGAGGACCUGUGCGGUCUGAUGGGGGAGUUUGUAACGGCAGCUCAGAAGGGUAGCCAUCAAGCGGAAGGGUGGCCGAACACCGCUUAUGGCACAACGAAGAUCGGAGUGACUGUGCUGUCGAUGAUCCAGGCACGCGAACUAACCAAUACGAGGGCCGGAGAUGGAAUCCUUCUCAACGCCUGUUGCCCAGGGUGGGUCCGCACUGACAUGGCUGGCGACAAAGCCCCCAAGAGCCCCGAGGAGGGGGCCCAGACCCCCACCUACCUGGCCCUGCUCCCAGUGGGGGCCAAGGAACCCCACGGGCAGCUGGUGUGGGACAAGGUCGUCCGGGAGUGGUAGGGGCAUACACGGCAGAUAAUCAUUUGAAUCGUGAUCCUUAUUGAUUGACCUUGUGGAUAUCACACAUCAGAAGCCAUCCGUUGAUUCCAUCGUUGAUAUGCUUUUUUUGUAUUAGGGUAGACGCACACAGCCUAGCCUGUUAAUUUUGACAAUGUUCAUAUUUUAAGCGACUUCUCUCUUGGAAGUUGCUUUGGAUACAAGCGUCUGCUAAAUGGAUAAAUGUAUAUGUACCUACCGGGUACCACUGUAGCCUACAGUAAGGUGUUAGAGGAAACAUUGGCCGUGUGGUUUCAUUCCUGCAUGACUUCCAUCUCAGGACGGUGACAUUCCAAAAAGCCUUAAAAUUGUCCUCUGAAUGUGUUGAUGUACCAUGUUUUGAUGUUUUUGAAGACAUUCCACAAUAAACAGCUUUUAACGGUG